Messenger RNA from Colletotrichum scovillei, 2455 nucleotides. Its product is annotated as L-lysine 2,3-aminomutase. The record is from RefSeq and is a predicted model, not a curated record. Bases 497 to 2002 code for a protein of 501 amino acids. Gene Ontology annotation, molecular function: iron-sulfur cluster binding; catalytic activity. NCBI's taxonomy places the organism in Eukaryota, Fungi, Ascomycota, Sordariomycetes, Glomerellales, Glomerellaceae. The transcript has 5 exons.
GGCUGAUCUUGGUGUUUGCCUUCCGCCCCCUGCCACACUGUUGGUUGUUCACCAACGGUUAUGGACAGCGGUAGAUCGAAACGCCCUCUGUUAUUUCCAAUCUGGCCAUAUGUCGAGACAGUUCUUGCAGGAGUGAAAUAUGCCAACACCUCCACUACCUCCCCCCUCCUUCAUCCCGUCCUGCAUCGGGAUAUCUCUCAAAGAUUUCUUAUCUGAUGAUUACAACACCUUUUCCCAUCUGUCAGUUCCGACUCGCUGCAUCGAACUUCCGCCAACGCACUAUUCGACAACCUCUCGUGCUGACCGUAAUCAUACGACAAGACGCUGGCGGUGAUAACCCGCAUAUUGGCCAAGCCUAGGUCAUUUCAACCGUUUCGUUACGGCUUGCUGUUAGGCACGGCCGAAGAUUUCCGCAACGCCCACGGAACGGCGACCGUUUCCCUAGAGCUUUGGCUGCCCAACGUGCCCCCAAGACUAGGAAAACUUUAGCACAAUAAUGUUGUUGUUUAGUAUACCGGUUCGGGCAGCGGCUCGUUUUAUCCAGACAACACAACGUGGCCAAGGAGCUCGCUGGAUUGCCACUCCAUCUCGUUUGCAGGCAGCUCAAGCCGCGGCCUCUGAAACGGUUGUCGAAGGAUCAAGGUACCACGGUCAUGUGGAAGACGUAUCAAGAUCAGACCGAGACAGACGAGACGAGUUCUGGCGCAAGAUCCCAUGGUGGCAAGAUAUAUCCACAGAGGACUUCCUGAGUUAUCGUUGGAGCAGUAGAAACAUGGUCGAAAGACUUCCGAAGCUGCGAGGCUUUCUUGAUGCGACCUUGCCCGAGUACAUCCCUGUCCGUGGUUCCAGCAAAGAGUUGGAGCCUCGGAACGAGCUUGUCAACGACGUCCUCGCAGGAAUCAAGAAGGCAACCAUGUCUGUUCGGCUUACCCCGUAUGUUCUCAGUCGUAUCGACUGGACUGACCCUCGCAACGAUCCCAUCUUUCGCCAGUUCAUCCCGACUCAGUCGUCCAUGGUACCGGAUCAUCCGCGGCUGACGCUUGAUUCUCUGCACGAAGAGGCCGAUUCACCUGUUCCUGGUCUCGUCCAUCGGUACCCAGAUAAGGCUUUGUUUCUCCCCGUGUCCGUCUGUCCGACAUACUGCAUGUUCUGUACUCGCUCCUACGCAGUAGGUGCCAACACCGAAACCGUCGACAAGCAUUCGUUCAAGCCCAUCCUUGCCAGAUGGGAGAAGGUGUUCCAGUACAUCGAGAAUACACCGGAUCUGCAGGACAUUGUAGUCUCUGGAGGCGACUCGUACUACUUGGCGCCUCACCAAAUCGAACUGAUUGGUGAUAGACUGAUCUCGAUGCCCAACAUACGUCGCUUCCGGUUUGCCUCAAAGGGGCUUGCCGUUUGCCCGACUCGCAUUCUGGAUCCCAACGAUACUUGGGUAGAUGCCCUUGUCUCGGUGUCCAACAAGGCGAGGAGGGCUGGCAAGGCGGUGGCGCUCCACACCCACUUCAACCACCCCAAUGAGAUCUCGUGGGUCAGUGAGGAAGCUAGCCAGAAGCUCUUCGAAGCCGGGGUCGUGGUACGGAACCAGACCGUGCUACUCCGCGGGGUCAACGAUGAUGUAGGCACCAUGUCGAUGCUCAUCCGCAAGUUGGCGAAUAACAACAUCCUCCCGUACUAUGUCUAUCAGUGUGACAUGGUCAAGAUGGUGGAGCACUUGCGAACGCCUCUGCAAACGAUCCUCGACUUGGAGUCCAAGAUCAGGGGUUCCAUUGCCGGUUUCGUGAUGCCGCAGUUUGUAGUGGAUCUCCCUGGAGGCGGUGGAAAGCGCUUGGCAAGCACUCAUAGAUCGUACGACCGCAAGACGGGUAUAUCAACGUAUGUGGCACCUGCAGUGACGGGUCGUGACAAGGAAAACAAGGUGUAUGAGUACUACGACCCUGUCGACUCUCUUCCCGAGACCCAACCAACCGAUUUUCUGGAUGGGGCGUCCCGACACACUGGUUGAGUCCGGUCCAGACUCUGCGAGUCGGCUCAAUAUAACUUCCGAAACCAUGGACAUGACGGUCAUCUAGAGUAUCUAUCAGCUCUGCUACGACAUCUUACGAAUGGGAAGGAGGUGGCGUACGCGGGAUACGGAUGAGGGGCCUUGUCCACAGCCUGUCGCGGGCAAGGCGUUCCUUUCCUUGUUCAUACAACGUACCAAACCCCGGCACCAGACCAAAUGGCCGUUCUGGUCUUGAACUGCAUGGCUGGUAACUGCCGCUGUUGGUUGUGGUUACAAAGAAGCCGGCGAUUGGUUGCAGACCGCGUAUAGGAUUAUGUAAGGCCAGUGUGAUCACCGUGUGUGACGAGAGACGGAUGUUGAUGGCCGGGCAGUACUAUAAUGACCAUGGAGAGAUGAAAAGCUUUCCUGAUGGGAGAGGUUUAAACUAUCUCAUACGUCUAUAUAUAUAAAGAC